Messenger RNA from Chenopodium quinoa (quinoa), 2116 nucleotides. RefSeq lists its product as uncharacterized. The record is from RefSeq and is a predicted model, not a curated record. The transcript is spliced from 5 exons. Bases 366 to 1925 code for a protein of 519 amino acids. Lineage: Eukaryota; Viridiplantae; Streptophyta; Magnoliopsida; Caryophyllales; Amaranthaceae.
ACCAAAGGACUAACAUUUCACUGUUACAUUGUUUUGGGCAAGAGAAGCCAGAAAGAAAGAGGUGGUCCAAUUAUCACUACAAUAGGAAAGGUAAAAGCCCCAUUUUAUAAGAAGAAACACAUCAUUCUACUGCAUCACUGAACUACUCUCAUCAGUAUUUCUUUGGGUGGUCAAAUACCUCCCUAGUCCCCACAACAAGGACCUAGUCCGCUAAGUUGGGCCGGUUGUUCCGUGUAAGGUUUUAAUCAAUCCCGUAGGACACUUCUCCUUAAAUACUCCGUAGCGAGUAUAAUACAGGUCCAGAGUAUUAUUCAUUUGUCACUACCAUUUUCAUCUCCAAAGAAUCACACAAAAAAAAAAAAAAAAUGGAUCUCACAACCCCAAAAUACUAUCAGCCCACACCUAUAUUUGCACCAUCCCAAAUGGAAUCAGAAGGAAAAACAAAGACAAAUCCAUUUGCUGAAGCAUUAUUAAACAGUAAUAAUAAUGCAGUAGACCCAAUUUGCAAGCUUAAUCUGAAAGAAACAUCAGAUUUUGUAAAGUCAUUACCAAUGAAUACUAGCAAUGGGACUCAAUCAGCUCAAAGAAGAAGAGAUUAUAUUAUUGGAAAUUCAAUGCCAAGAAAAAUGGAGGCACCUUCAACACCAGGAAGACCUAUUUUUAGCUUCAGUGUUGCAAGAAAAAGUGUUCCUUCUAAGUGGGAUGAUGCUGAAAAAUGGCUUUUCAAUGGCGGUAGCGGAGGUGGUUCUUGCCAUGAAUCCCCUGCUCAUCAUGCUUUCAAUCCUCAUAAUAAUAAUCAUAAUCAUAAUCAUAAUAAUAUUCAUGGAAAUAGUAUGAUUAUGAAGCAAAAUGAGGUGGGUUCAAAUUCAAAGGCAAUAUUAAAUGAAAUAAUUGCAGAAAAAUUCAGGGUAAUUGAGGAAGAAAAGAUUACAAAAGAGACAGUGCCAAAGUUUAUUAAUUGUUCUGCUUCUGCUGCUGCUACUUCUAUGGAGGACCACCAUUAUUAUCAGAAGCAACAACAACAGCAACAGCAAUUGAGUUCAGCUAUCACUUUCAAUGGGGUCAUAAUUCCUGCUGAUUUGCCUCUAAAAGACAAAUUUACAGAUGAAAUGAGUCCUUAUGUCACCAAUUUCAAAUACUCAGAGCCUACACAAGAGGCAUUUUUGUUCAAAAGUCACAAACUUGACAAUAAUAAGGCUAUGACAGAUGCAUGUACAGAAGUGAUCCCAUAUCAGGAGGUGAAACACAGAGAUUUUGGCACUGAAAUGACUCCUUUAGGCAGCUCCACAACCUCAAGGUGUCCCACACCCUUCAAGAGCACCUCGCCCAUCCGGCACAAUACUCCGGCUAGCCGUUCCGGUCCACUAGCAUUGAUGGACCAACCCACCAGCACAAUUAGCAUGGCUCAACUACAAGAGUGCCACCUUGCCAAGCUCCGAAUUGGGUCAGCCCAAUUCGAUUCAGUUACGACUAAUUGGAGUACCAAAGAAGAAGAGGAAGAGGAGAUAUCUAAGAGCUUAAGGCAUUUUGAAAUUGGGAGGAGGAGUGUUUCUGUUUCUGAAUCCAGAGCAUGUGCUUGGGAAGAAGAGGAAAAGACUAAAUUUUGUCUUAGGUACCAAAGAGAAGAGGCCAAAAUUCAAGCAUGGUUAAAUCUUCAAAAUGCCAAAGCAGAAGCUCAAUCGAGGAAAUUAGAGGUGAAAAUACAGAAAAUGAGGUCAGAUUUAGAAGAGAAAUUAAUGAGAAGAAUGGCAAUUGUUCAUCGAAAAGCCGAGGAAUGGAGAGUAGCUGCCCAGCUUGAGCACUCUGAGCAAACAAGGAAAGCCAGUGAACGAGCCCAGAAGCUGAUAUUGAGCCACCACCACCAUAAUUCCCAUCUCUCUCCGCAUAUUGUAUCAUGUGGCUGCUUCCCUUGUACUUCUAAUUAGUAGUCAUAAUAAUAACAACCAACAUUCAUAAAAAAAAAUGAAAAUUUUUAGUUUAUUUACAUUAUUAGCUCCAACACCUAUUCACAAUACUCCGUAGAUGUCUUUCCCAUACGAGUACAAAUUUUUUUUUCUCUAUAUACUAGUACAAAUGUUUAGUAUAUAGUAAGGACGAUCCUAACAAGAUUACAAGU